CUCAAUGAUAGUAUUGGGAAUGCCUCUAAAUGAACAGGAUUCUUAACAUAGGAAACAUUUUUUCAUCUGGCCCUACAUGGGGGUGGUUCUAUGCCAUCAAGGCCAUUCAAGACCAAUCGACGUCGUCUAUCAUUUGCCAUUCUCCGGUUCUUCGCAGCUCUCUUGCUCUUCGCCGUGCUUCUUGUCUGGGCAAGUCUGCGUUUGUGCAGCACCAGCAGUCCCCAAGACACGGAGAGAGGUAGGUCGGAGGAGUGUUAAUGGCCUUUUCGGGUGUUCGAGAUGCAUUUGCGUGGUAAUGUAGGGAAAAGCAUCAUUGAUCGGUGUGAAGGUCAGAGCGGGGGCUGAGAACCGAAUUUACAAAAUGCGGGAACUCAUUGACGGCUACCUCGAGCAGCGGAGUUUAGGUUUGGUCCUCGCCAGGACGGGUGCAGAGCGCACGCUCUCAUUGGUGGAGACCAAAUCCUUGCUACUGUGAAGCAGGCGAGGUGCAAAAGUCUUGUAGACCAGGAAAAUGGGGAAAGGAGGCAGAGCAGUUGGAGUGGAGGAGGCGAUCAGCCCAGUGGAGAGAGCGCCAUCCAGCAGACCACCCUUCACGGUCGGUGACUUGAAAAGGGCUAUCCCUCCUCACUGCUUUAAGAGGUCGAUCCCAAGAUCAUUCUCAUAUUUGAUCUUUGACCUCGUCAUUAUCAGCAUCGCCGUCUACUGCACCAAGUUCUUCGUCUAUGAUGGACUUCUGAACUGGGCUGUUUGGAUCGCCUAUUGGGUUGUCACCGGGUGCGUUGCAACUGGAGUCUGGGUCAUCGCCCACGAGUGUGGUCACCACGCAUUCAGCGACUACCAGUGGCUGGACGACACUGUAGGGCUCAUUUUCCACUCGCUCCUCCUCGUGCCAUACUUUUCGUGGAAAUACUCCCACCGCAGGCACCAUUCGAACACCGGGAGCGUGGAGAAAGACGAGGUCUUCGUGCCGAAGGUGAAGGAGGAGUUCGGGGGCAUUGGUAGGUAUCUGCAGCAUCCUCCCGGUAGAUUGAUCCAGAUUAUCGUCACGCUCACUAUGGGGUGGCCGAUGUACUUGAUCUGGAAUGUCUCCGGGAGGAAAUAUGAUCGCCCAGCCUCCCACUUCAACACGCACAGCCCCAUCUUCGUCGACAGGGAGCGCUUCUUCGUUUUCAUCAGUGACAUCUCCCUCCUCGCAGUCGCAGGACUUCUCUACAAACUCUACUCCGCCUUCGGGCUGGCCUACCUCAUCAAUAUGUACGCCAUACCCCUCCUCAUCGUAAACGGCUUCCUAGUCCUCAUCACUUACCUCCAACACACACAUGCUGCUCUUCCGCAUUACGAUUCCCGAGAGUGGGACUGGCUUCGAGGAGCGCUGGCCACCAUGGAUAGGGACUACGGAAUCCUGAACCAUGUGAUGCAUCACAUUACUGACACCCAUGUUGCACAUCAUCUGUUUUCCACCAUGCCGCAUUAUCAUGCUUCCGAGGCAACAGAGGCAAUCAAGCCAAUUUUGGGCAAAUACUACCAGAUGGACAGAACUCCUGUGCCCCUGGCGUUGUGGCGAGAGUUUCGAGAAUGUGUGUAUGUCGAAUCAGAGAAUCAGGAUGGGGUCCUUUGGUACAAGAACAAAGUAGAAUAAGGGAUAGUCUUAUCGUCUUUCCUCGCCUCACCAUUUUGUCCACCAGAGGGGUUAAUUAGUUGUACAGUGCUCAGCAAUCUCGGUCUCGGCCUGGGAGGGGGUCAGAUGUCUUGGGUGUGAUGAACUCAAACAAAAAUCAAUCAAAACAUGUUAUCAAAAUUCUAUGA
Physcomitrium patens is the source of this 1806-nucleotide messenger RNA. The record is from RefSeq and is a predicted model, not a curated record. NCBI's taxonomy places the organism in Eukaryota, Viridiplantae, Streptophyta, Bryopsida, Funariales, Funariaceae.